Coffea arabica (coffee) is the source of this 1596-nucleotide messenger RNA. RefSeq lists its product as uncharacterized. Gene Ontology annotation, cellular component: ribosome. Gene Ontology annotation, molecular function: structural constituent of ribosome. The record is from RefSeq and is a predicted model, not a curated record. NCBI's taxonomy places the organism in Eukaryota, Viridiplantae, Streptophyta, Magnoliopsida, Gentianales, Rubiaceae. Gene Ontology annotation, biological process: translation.
AGAACAUAGAGCAAAAGAUUUGGGGCUAGACUGACAUUUUUUAAACUUCUUUCUUCUCCAUCGUUUUCAGUCCAGAAAGUCCCCCUCACCACUAAACAUCCGCCCGCCGCAGCUACUGUUCUACCCAAUUCCACGCGGCGACAGAUUCGGAGACGGCAACAAUUCCGGCCAGUAGUCGUCCAAUCGCACGAAUUUUCCCCUCUUUCUGUUUCUCUUUCUUUCUUCUUCCUCCGGUGAGUUGCAAAAAAGAGAGGGUAGGCUUUCUUUUCCAAGGAAACUCUUUCCUGAGGAAUUCUUUCCUUUUCCACACUGGUUUCCUGAGACCAAACAGGGUAAAGAAAAGACUCAAACUUGCAUAGGGAUAUAUAACUUUUUGUCCCCUCAUAAAACCCUUCAUAAACCAUAAUUUGAUACUGAUUCUUUAGAGGACUUUUCACAAAUGGCUUACCUACAAUACGGAAGGCAUAUCCUACGCCGUGGCUCUGACCAAAUCCUUCCCAACCCCCUGUUUUUCGCUGCUCAAGGCGUCCGAUAUCGAAAGUUGGAAGUCAUUCUCACUACUUCCAUGGACAAGCUGGGAAAGGCAGGCGAAACGGUGAAAGUGAAACCGGGGUUUUUCCGGAACCAUUUGAUGCCAAAAUUGCUUGCUGUUCCAAAUAUUGAUAAGUUUGCAUACCUGAUUAGCGAGCAGCGUAAGAUUUACCAACCUAAGGAAGUUGAAGAGGUUAAAAUGGUUGUGCCAAAGACUGAAGAAGACAGGAUGAAAGAAUAUCAGACUGCAGCGAGACGCCUUGAUAGUGCUAAGUUGGUUCUGCGGAAGUUAACUACAAAGGAUAACGAAGUGCGUGAACCUGUGACGAAGGAUGAAAUUGUAGCUGAGGUUGCAAGACAGCUCUCAGUGCACAUUGAACCUGAAAAUUUGCAUCUUCCAACUCCUUUGGCAGCUUUUGGAGAGUUUGAGGUUCCACUGCGCCUACCAAGGUCCAUUCCUUUGCCAGAUGGGAAGCUUCAGUGGGCUCUUAAGCUCAAGAUUCGCCGAAAAUGAAGGGCCUUAUUUGCACUCAAAUGCUGUGAUGGAAAUUAUUUUGAAUUUCAAGAUCCAAAACCUUUUGCUUCCGGCAGGCUAAAGUGGAUAAGUCCGUAACUUGGCUCUUUGAUGUUGUAUCUUUGUCCUUAGAAUGGGGUGCAAUCUGGUUGUCGAGGGAAACUGCAUGCGAGUUGUCUCAAGAGCAGGCUUGUGAAAGAAAAAGGUUUCCAGCUCUGAAUUCUCUUCAUUAGGGAUUCAUACCAGUUGGUCGCUAACAUCACUUCCUGCUUCUGAUUGUGGAAUCAUGGGCCUAAUUGUUUGGUGAUUGCAAAGCAGAAAGUCUUUGCUGCUUAUUUCCUGCGAGAAGGACAAGCCUAUGACACUACGGAAUCGAAUCAUUUUCUUCUUUACCAUUACUAGCUUGGAUCUGGCCGUGCUACGCACUGGCCUAUCCACUGAUAAUUUUCGUUGUUUAUUUAGUCCUCCAUUUUUGUCCUAUGCAAAAUCCAGAUAAUUUUGUGGAUGUUGAUAAUAUAUCUGUGGAUUUGAUAUGCUAAUUGUGUUUAAAA